UAUCACAUAUUUUGUUUGUUCAUCAAUCUGUUUCAACCUUCAAGUCCAAAACCUAAGACCCUAAUAAUAAUAUUCUCAAAAAAUAAAAUAAAAUGAAGUUGCACGUCCAGAUAUCCUAAAAUUUUGCUAUUUCAUUUUUUUUUUUAAAUCUAAUCUCAUAUUCUAUAUUUGGAUUUCGUUAAUGUUGGUCCAAAAUCGAAAUCCGAGAAUGAUGGGGUUGGAAAGUUGCAAUUUUUACAUAGUUAGGGUUAGGGUUGACAGAGUUGUUACUCUUCCUUUUCGGUGGGAGUGGGGACUCUCCCCCACCUUUCUCCUCUCUGUGCAAGACCGUUACCUUUUUUUCUUGCCAAUAAUCAAUUACGCGCUUUCGGUUGACACACUUACACCUAACAUAACCAUUUCCCAUUUCAUUUCUGUUUUGUGGUUACUUUUUUCUUUUCUUUCCAUUCUUUAAUUUCGUUCCUUCUUAGGGAGAAAAAAACAAGGUUUGUGUUUUCAUCGUCCUUCAUUUUCCGUUAUAUUUCAUGUUAAUUAGCUUGGAUGUUUAAUUGUUGAUGAUGAUCCAUGCAAUUUCUUUAAGGAUGAUUAUGAUUCUGAAGUAUGACUUAAUUUCAGGGGAUUGUUUUUGUUUUCUCUCCUGAGAUUGUUAUGAAUUCACGAUGAUCAAUCAGAUCAUCAGAUCAUACGCAGGAUCAUUAAUUAAUUUUUUUACAGAAAUCAAUGCUGGUUUAUUUAAGAACCUUUUUCUUUUUUUGGUUCUGAAUCCGAAUCAAUUUGUGAUGAUUUUGCACAUGCUUUUAGUUGUAUGUCACAAUUCAUUCUCCCCCCUCUCUUGCUGGAUUCAUAUGAGUUUGAAGUUGUCUGAAUAUGAAAAUAGCAUUGCAAUAAUAUGGUGUGCCAUAUUUCACAUACUUUCUUUGCUAGACAAUUCUGCAUUUUGUACAGUCUACUAUCAUGGAAUUAAAUGGGCAAAUUUGAACGUUGAAGCUGCAAUAUAUAUACAUGAAAUUUACGUUGUUAGGAAAGUAGGAAUGGUUAGUGCCCUUUCAAAGAAGACUUUGUCCAGUGGAGAUUUUUCAUUAUUAUUUUGGUAGUUUUCAGGGUAAACAAGUGGUGAACAAUAAAUGGAUCCAUUCAAGUUAAUCCUGCUCCUUGAAAUGCUUUCAUGCCAAUGAGAAAAAAAAAGCUUGGUUACAUUGUUGCUCUUGCUAAGAUUCUCAAAUUAGAAGGGUUCUUGAUCUGAACUAUUUGGUUGAACCUUGACUGGUUAUGGCAGUGGAAGAUUAUGAUAUUGAAACAGUAACAACCUUCACCAAAGAUCAAGCUAAGGUUACUGCUCCGCGCUAUCUCAGCGCUCCGCAGGGUUCGUGUCAUGAUUUGUGCAAAUUCGGCAUCCAAAAUGCCACCACCGAAGCUAAACCAUGGAAAAGAGCAAAGAAAAGGGUAACUGUUUCCACAGGGGGAAUCAAAAACAAAGUACAGGAAGAGAAUAUAACUUCUUUGGCAUGGACAAAGAAAUCAGGCAUUAAUUCAAAGCCUUCUACAACUUCAAAAUUUGGAAGUUCCAAUACUCUUGCUGACAUCAAGGAAGUAAUAAAUGAAGAAACAGUCAAUUCAAAGAAAAAUUCACCACCUUCUGCAGAAACAAAUGUUUCCACCAAGGAGCACAAUAACAAUGAUCUGAGAAAAUCAGUAAGCCAUUCAAAGCCUUCUCCAAAAUCAAAAUUUGGAAGUUCGAAUAGUCUUGUUGAUACCAAGGAAGUAAUAUAUGAAGCAGCAGUCAAUUCAGAGAAAAAUUCAACAACUGAAGAAACAAAUGUUUCCACCAAGGGGCACAAGAAGAAGAAGCAGAAUAACAGUGAUAAAAGAUUUUCCACCAAGGAGCAGACUAACACCGAUUUAAGAAUUUCAACCAAGGAGCACAAUAGGAGGAAUCUAUGGCAAGCACAGCAAGAAUCUUCAAAAAUUCUAGCUUUAAUUGGAGACAAGGAAUAUCCAAGUCAUACAAAAGGGGAGACAAUAAAAGACAAAGUUGUUUCUUGUUCAAGCAGCAUAAAACACUCUGAAAUCAAUAGCAAACAGAAGACAAAGCUAUCAUUAAUUGAAGGCAAGACUACCAAGACUACCAAGAAAGCUUCAAAAUGUACGACGAAGAAAGCUUCAAGCUUGAAUGCCAAGACUACCAAGAACUUGAAAAGUGUGUCUUCUAGGAAAGGUAAUGAGAAGGUUGAAGCCAAACCUGAAUUAGCCAGUAAUGACAUUCUACAUGAAAUUGUGCAUACUCUAGAUGAGGAACAUACUCUACCUUCUGACCACAGCAUGUUGCCUUCAGCAGCAACGAAGGGCCUUAAUCAUGCUGGACAUGGAACUUGUCCAAGUGAGUCUAUGUCUAUUCUAUCCGCUGGAGGUGAAGGCAAGAGAUCACAUACCCGGACACUAUCGAGUUCAUCUCUCUCUCUUAUAUCCUUUGGAAACAAAGGCAAGAUAUCACAUUCGCGGACACCAUCAGGUUCAUUCCUCCCUCUUAUAAACUUUGGAAGCAAAGGCAAGAAAUCACAUUCGCGAACACCAUCAGGUUCAUCUCUCCCUCUUAUAUCCUCUGGAGGUAAAGGCAAGAAAUCACAUUCACGGUCAAUAUCAUUAUCUGAUUUCUCAUUAAACACUUCCAAUGGAAAACCUGGCAAGAAAUCACAUUCACGGUCAACAUCAUUAUCUGAUUUCUCAUUCAAUGGAAAACCUCUUAUAUCCUCUGGAGGCAAAGGCAAAAAAUCACAUUCACGGUCAACAUCAUUAUCUGAUUUCUCUGAUUUCUCAUUAAACACUUCCAAUGGAAAACAACACGAUGAUGCUACUUUGAAGAAGACAGGAAACAGUGAAAAUGUGAAGAUGGGGUAUCAAGUCAAGCCAAGAGUGAGCACAGUAGUUGGGGAAACAAAUAAGGUUGCUCCUCGGAAGCUUACUUUUAGGAGAGGAAAGGUGAUUGAAAUUCAGCCUGAGAACAACAACAUUCCAAGGAGACUCAAAUUCAGGCCGGUGCGCACCCUUAAUUAUGACAAUCCUAGAGAUAUCAAUGCUCCUACAAAUGUCAUAACUGAAAUAUAUUCACCUAAAUUCCAAAUCGCAGAAGCAAUUAAAAUGAGAAGCAUUGCAAGAGAGACUGGUACAGAGGUAGAUGGUUCAAAACCAGAAUCUGAGGAGGAAGUGUUAAUUAGGCCCCCAAGUGUGGAGAAGAAAGCAAACCGGCGUUUGUAUAACAAUGUGAUUGAAGAGACAGCAACCAUGCUUGCUGAGGUCAGGAAGAGCAAGGUCAAGGCACUUGUUGGUGCAUUUGAAACAGUAAUAUCUAUUGAUUCUCGUAGACAAUCCAGGUCCGCUUUACCAGAAGUAAGCACACCAUGUUAAGUUUGCCUCAGGUCUUGAAAUGUGUUCAACAUGUAAAUGGUGUGUAUAUAUAGAUGAUUAAGCAUGAGAGAUACAUACAUGCAAGAGGAAAGGUCUGAUUCUGAGAGUUGAUUUUCUGUCACAGGCUUUCUGAAAACUGCAAUUAUUUGUGGCUUGGAUUUGUUGAGCUGGGAUUGUUAAUGCUGUUUCCUGUACUGUUAGUGGUUGCUAAUAAAGAAUUGGUGAAUGAGGGGAUUUCACUGUUAUUUUGUACUGUUAGUGAUUUAGUGGUUGCUAAUAAAGAGAUUUUGCAUUAAUAAUCAUUCAAGAAUCAGCUCCCCUCACCUCUUUCCCUUCAACAUUUUCUCAUUUGAUGGAACUCAGCUACUUCUAAUUUUCUUGAUUCUGAAUAGAUGUUAUACAUAGUUGAGCACACAUUUAGUUAUUGUAUCAAGUGGAUUUACUUAAAGCCAGAACAAAAAGAUACUCUUUCGCCUAUGCUAUAUUGAUGGCAACUGCAAAUUGAAUACUGGGACAAAAUGUAACUAGAUGUGACCAAUUUUAUUUCAUUAAUACAUGUAUUACAACCAGAACAUUGAGUAGUUGUGAUAUAAUAACAACAGUUUGAACAUCAAAUAUUGAUGUAAUCUCAUCUGUAUAUAUAAU
Arachis stenosperma is the source of this 4047-nucleotide messenger RNA. RefSeq lists its product as uncharacterized. Lineage: Eukaryota; Viridiplantae; Streptophyta; Magnoliopsida; Fabales; Fabaceae. Gene Ontology annotation, molecular function: calmodulin binding. The transcript has 2 exons. The record is from RefSeq and is a predicted model, not a curated record. The coding region runs from base 1270 to 3402 and encodes 710 amino acids.